Molecule: messenger RNA, 8266 nt
Organism: Scleropages formosus (Asian bonytongue)
Lineage: Eukaryota; Metazoa; Chordata; Actinopteri; Osteoglossiformes; Osteoglossidae
Product: teneurin-1-like
Exons: 32
Coding region: 91-8229 (2712 amino acids)
Biological process (GO): heterophilic cell-cell adhesion; signal transduction; neuron development
Cellular component (GO): membrane; neuron projection
Molecular function (GO): protein homodimerization activity; protein heterodimerization activity; cell adhesion molecule binding
Source: RefSeq, a predicted model, not a curated record
UUCGUGCUCCCGCUCUUCGAGAUUGCGUCCCACAUGGCAUUCUGGAUUCUGUGAAUUAAUGAGUGCAGGUGAGCUUCAGCUUCCACGGCCAUGGAACAAAUGGACUGUAAACCCUACCAGCCGCUGUCCAAGGUGCAGCUCAAAAUGGAGCUGGUAUAUAGCAGCUCAUCAGAUGAGAGCGAGGACGGCCGAAACCUACGCAAAUCCUACACCUCCAGAGAGACCCUGCCUGACUACACGCAGAAGAUAAGGCUCAACUACAACAAUGAGGUCAAGAGGCCAAAGGAGCCAGCUAAAGAACUGGAGUGCUGCAAGGAGACCCAGAUGCGGUGCGCUAGCUUCCAAGCACAGCACAACUUGAGCCCUGGGCACAGUUACCCGAGGGGCUUGGGCCCUGACGUUGGCAUGGAAACUGAGGGUGGCCCCACUCCAAGCCUCACUCUGCACCUCUGGAUGAGGGACGACAAAUGUGAGCACAGCUCCUGCCUCUCCAGCCGGGCUAAUUCUGUGCUGUCCCUCACUGACACUGAGCAGGAGCACAAGUCUGAUGGAGACAACGAACUUCCCAGCGCUUCACAUGGCCAGUUCACCUUCAGGCCUCUCCCGCCUCCUCCGCCACCCCCACAUGCGUGCACAUGUGCCCGGCCAGCCUCCCAUGCCCCGGAGACCCUGCAGAGAAGCACGAUGCCUACACGGGGCCCGACCAGCCGUAACACAGAGCCCAGUGACACCCAGACGAAGAACUCACAGCUCCACAGCAGCUGGGUCCUUAACAGUAACAUUCCCCUGGAAACCAGGCACUUCUUGUUUAAGCACGGGUCGGGAUCAUCUGCCCUCUUCAGUCAGAAUUACCCUCUCACCUCAAGCACAGUGUACUCCCCACCCCCAAGGCCCCUGCCUAGGAGUGCAUUCUCACGACCCACCUUCACCUUCAGCAAGCCCUACAAGUGCUGCAACUGGAAAUGCAUGGCCCUCAGCGCAACUGCUGUCACAGUAACACUUGCCCUGUUGCUUGUCUACGUCACUGCAGUGCAUUUGCUUGGCCUGACAUGGAACCUCAAUCCCAUUGAUGGGGAGCUAUAUGAAAAUGGACUCAGAAACCUGGACAAAGACGCUGAAAGCCUGGACACCACUUUCUCACCUGUGGGUACAACAGGCCCAGACAGCAUAAACCAUGGCAGCAAAGGAGAUAAAGGCAUGUUCCAGAAAGGAAGAGCGAUAGACAGAGGGGAAGUGGAUAUUGGGACCAAGGUAACGCAGACCAUUCCCCCGGGCCUGUUCUGGAGGUUCCAUCUCAUCGUCCACCAUCCAACCUAUGUCAAGUUCAAUGUCUCCCUCACUCAAGACGCCUUGCUGGGCAUCUACGGGAGACGAAACAUCCCCCCUACACACACUCAGUUCGACUUUGUCAAGCUCCUGGAUGAGAAACAAUUAAACAAGCAGGAGACGAAAGGUGUGGAAGAGUCCAGCAGCAAAUCCAGAAACCUACUCCUGGGUGUUGUGCAGGAGACCGGGUUUGUCGAGUACAUGGAUCCAGGAACCUGGUACCUGGCCUUUUACAACGAUGGCAAGAAGAUGGAGCAGGUCAUCGUGCUCAGUUCAGCACUUGAAACCAUGGGCGGCUGCUCCACAGGCUGCAACGGCAAUGGGGAGUGUGUCGCCGGCCACUGUCACUGUUUCUCUGGCUUUCUGGGCCCCGACUGUACCAAAGAUGCCUGCCCCAUCCUCUGCAGUGGGAAUGGGGAAUAUGAGAAGGGCCACUGCUUGUGUCGGGUGGGCUGGAAAGGUCCUGAGUGUGAUGUCCAGGAGGACCAGUGUAUCGACCCCACCUGCUCCAACCAUGGCAACUGCAUCCAGGGCAUCUGUGUGUGCUUCCCUGCCUACAAGGGUAUUAACUGCGAGCAAGUGGACUGCCUGGACCCCCUCUGUGCAGGCCAUGGAGUGUGUGAGAAAGGAGAGUGUCUCUGUUCACCUGGCUGGGGUGGUGCUGGGUGUGAGAGCCCUAUGCCCUCCUGCCAUGAACAGUGCUCGGGCCAUGGCACCUACCUUUCUGACACCAGAACCUGUGCCUGUGAACCUGGCUGGACCGGCAAAGACUGCAACAAAGAGCUGUGCCCAGUGCCCUGUGGGAGUCAUGGCACAUGCUCUGAGGGCCAAUGCCAGUGCCAGGAGGGCUGGAAAGGACUGGUCUGUGAGCAGCGUGCAUGUCACCCAUUAUGCCAGGAGCACGGCCAGUGCCGGGACGGUCGCUGUGAGUGCCAGCCCGGCUGGGAGGGGGAGCACUGCACCACCGCACACUCCCUGGAUGCAGUUGUUAAAGAUGGCUGUCCAGGCCUGUGCAAUGGAAAUGGACGGUGCAUGCUGGAGCAGAGUGGCUGGCGAUGCAUCUGCCAGCCUGGAUGGAGUGGCCUGGGUUGCACAGCCAUCAUGGAGACAGAGUGCAAUGAUGGCACGGACAAUGAUGGAGAUGGACUUAGGGAUUGUGUGGACCCUGACUGCUGCCACCAGGCCAGUUGCUACAGUGGUCCCCUUUGUCUGGGCUCUCCUGACCCACAGGACCUCAUCCAGCAGAGUCAGACACCCUUUGCCCCACUGCCUGCACAGUUGUUCUUUGCACGUGUCCUCUUCCUGCUGGGAAAGACUAGAACCCACAUCCUUCCAGGAGAAAUUCCAUUCGAUACCAGUCGGGCCUCUGUUAUACGUGGGCAAGUGGUGGCAGGAGACGGGGCACCACUAGUUGGAGUGAACGUCAGCUUCCAGCACCACCCGGAGUUUGGCUUCACCAUCAGCCGCCACGAUGGCAGUUUUGACCUGGUGGCGGACGGUGGAAGUUCAAUCACCCUGCUCUUCCAGCGUGCCCCCUUUGUUACGAAGAGGCGGACAGUCUGGUUGCCCUGGAAUAAAUUUGUGGUUCUGGACACUGUUGUGAUGGGCAGUGAAGAGGUGCUGCAACCAGCCUGUGACAUCAAGGGCUUGAUCAGUCCGAAUCCCAUUGUCCUGCCCUCACCCCUUACCAGGUUCGCUGGUGCUUGCAAAGAGCGAGGACCUGCCAUUCCAGAGCUGCAGGCCAUCCAGGAGGAGAUUGCCAUCCCUGGUAGUUUUGUGAGGCUCAUCUACCUCAGCACCCGCACUCCUGGCUACCAGUCCUUGCUGAGAGUUGUUUUGACCCACUCCAUCAUCCCUGCCAGCCUGGCCAAGGUGCACCUGUCAGUGGCCGUUGAAGGUCGCCUUUUCCAGAAGUGGUUCCCUGCCGCACCCGGCCUCUUCUACGUGUUGCCGUGGAACAAGACCGAUGUCUACGGGCAAAAGGUUGCUGGUUUGACAGAAGCUGUUGUAUCUGUGGGUUAUGAAUACGAGACUUGCCCAGACUUUGUUGUGUGGGAGAAAAGGACUGCCCUCCUGCAAGGGUUUGAGAUGGAUAGCUCUAACCUGGGUGGGUGGUUUCUGGACAAGCACCACAUUCUCAGCCUGCAGAGCGGAAUUCUUCACAAAGGAAAUGGAGAGAACAUUUUUAUAUCUCAGGAACCUGCAGUCAUCACUACCAUUAUGGGAAAUGGCAACUAUCGUACAAUUCCAUGUCCUAGCUGCAAUGGACCUGCCCUUGAACGUAAGCUCUUUGCCCCGGUAGCAGUGACCUGCGGCUCUGACGGCAGCAUUUAUGUCGGAGACUUUAAUUUUGUGCGACGGAUCCUUCCCAGUGGCUACGCCAUAAGCAUUCUUGAGCUCAGGAACAGAGAUAUCCGGCACAGCACCAGUCCAGCCCACAAGUAUUACUUGGCCAUGGAUCCAUUGAACGAGGUCCUGUACCUUUCGGACACCAGCAGUAGGAGGGUUUACCGACUGAAGACUCUAGUGGAGCCGAGAGAGGUGGCCAAUAACCUAGAGAUGGUUGCAGGUACUGGAGAGCAAUGCCUUCCUUUUGACCAGAGCCAUUGUGGGGAUGGUGGCAGAGCUUCUGAGGCCUCUCUCCACAACCCUAGGGGAAUUGCUGUGGAUAAAAGGGGUCUCAUAUACUUUGUUGAUGGUACCAUGAUUAAGAAGAUUGAUGAGAAAGGGGUGAUAAAAACCAUCAUUGGAUCUAACAGCCUGAUGUCGACCCAGCCCCUGAGUUGCGAUGCCCCCAUGGAUAUUGCCCAAGUCCGCCUGGAGUGGCCCACAGAUCUGGCUGUGAACCCUAUGGACAACUCCUUGUACAUCCUGGACAACAACAUUGUGAUUAAGGUGUCUGAGAGUGAGCAGGUGCGCAUCGUUGCCGGGCGCCCAAUCCAUUGCCAGGUCCCCGGGACAGACCACUACCUACUGAGCAAAGCCGCCGCCCACUGCACUCUUGAGGCCGCCAAGGCCAUCGCUGUGUCCCAUCAGGGUAUCCUCUACAUUGCUGAGACUGAUGAGAGGAAGGUCAACCGCAUCCAGCAGGUCACUACCAAUGGCGAGAUGUCCGUCAUUGCCGGGGCACCCACUGAGUGUGACUGCAAGAUUGACCCGAACUGCGACUGCUUCUCAGGUGAUGGAGGGUAUGCCCGGGAUGCCAAGCUGAAAGCACCAUCUUCCUUGGCUGUGUCUCCUGAUGGCACACUUUACAUUGCUGACCUGGGCAACAUUCGCAUCCGUGCGGUGACCCCUAACCGACCCCACCUCAGCACCACCAACACAUAUGAGAUAGCUUCUGCUGCAGACCAGGAACUUUACAUCUUUAAUGCCAAUGGCACACACCUCCAUACCAAGAACCUCAUCACCGGCGAUUACAUGUACAACUUCACCUACUCUGCUGAUGGCUACCUGAAUAUGGUCACGGGCAGGAACGGGAAUGCAUUGCAUGUGCGACGAGAUGCCAACGGUGUGCCGCUGUGGCUGGUGAUGCCUGGGGGGCAGGUCUACUGGCUCACUAUCAGCAGCAACGGUGCCCUCAAAAGGGUUUCUGCCCAGGGUCAUGACCUCGCACAGGUUACAUACCAUGGCAACUUGGGUCUCCUAGCAACCAAGAGCAACGAGAAUGGUUGGACUAUGGUCUAUGAGUAUAACACAGAGGGCCAUCUCACCAAUGUCACUUAUCCUACAGGAGAAAUUAUGAGUUUCUAUGGUAACAUGGAAAGGUCUGUAAAAGUGGAAGUGGCUGAAUCAGCCAAUGAAAAGUUCACCACUGUCACCAACUUCUCAACCACUGGCACCACUUACGUGCUGCGACAAGAUCACACGCAGAGCAUGUACCGAGUUAGUCCCGACGGCUCGCUCCACGCCGCCUUCGCCAGCGGAAUGGAGGUGACACUCAGUGCAGAGCUGCAUGUGUUAGCAGGUGUGAUCAACCCCACGGUUGGCAAGUGUAAUAUCACGCUUCCCGGGGAGCACAACCCCAGCCUCAUUGAGUGGAGACAGAGGCGAGAGCAGGCCAAGGGAAACCACAUGGCCUUCGAGCGCCGGCUACGGGCUCAUAACAGAAAUCUGCUGUCCAUAGACUUUGACCAGGCUACACGAGUGGGCAAGAUCUAUGAUGACCAUCGCAAAUUUACUCUCAGAAUCCUCUAUGACUCGAUGGGCCGUCCCAUCAUAUGGUCGCCCAGUAGCAAAUACAAUGAGGUCAAUGUCACUUACUCAUCGGCAGGCCUGGUGACCACCAUUCAGCGGGGAAACUGGUCAGAGAAGCUUGAAUAUGACAAUAGCAAGGUUGUCUCCAGAACCUGGGCAAAUGGGCACACAUGGAGCUACUCAUUUCUCGAGAAGUCCGUCGUUCUGCUUCUGCACAGCCAGCGGAGGUACAUCUUCGAGUACGACCAGACAGAUCGUCUCCUGUCAGUCACCAUGCCAAGCAUGGUGCGCCACAGGCUGCAAUCCAUGCUGUCCGUGGGCUACUACAGAAACAUCUACAGCCCCCCAGACAGCAGCAGUGCAUCUGUGAUCCAGGAUUACGCUCACAACGGACGUCUACUCCAGACCCUAUAUGUGGGUACGGGCCGUCGUAUACUCUACAGGUAUACAAAGCAGUCUCGCCUGUCGGAGAUCUUAUAUGACACCACCCUGGUGACCUUCACUUACGAUGAGUCAUCUGGUGUGGUCAAGACCAUCCACCUCAUGCACGAGGGCUUCAUCUGCACUAUCAGAUACAGGCAAACAGGUCCACUUGUAGGACGCCAGAUUUUCAGAUUCAGUGAGGAGGGACUUGUGAAUGCCAGAUUUGACUACAGCUAUAACAACUUCAGGGUGACUAGCAUGCAAGCCAUGAUUAAUGAAACCCCACUUCCUAUAGAUCUCUAUCGCUACGUUGAUGUUUCUGGGCGAAUUGAGCAAUUUGGCAAAUUCAGUGUCAUAAAUUAUGACCUUAACCAAGUUAUCACAACCCAUGCCAUGAAGCACACCAAGAUCUUUAAUGCUAAUGGACAAGUGAUAGAAGUUCAGUACGAAAUUUUGAAGUCUAUUGCCUACUGGAUGACGGUGCAGUAUGAUGUCAUGGGUCGUACCACCAUCUGUGAUAUCAGAAUAGGUGUAGACAACAACAUCACACGUUAUUCAUAUGAAUAUGAUGCAGACAGCCAGCUCCAGACUGUUUCGGUGAACGAUCGACCACAGUGGCGCUACAGUUACGACCUGAAUGGUAACAUCAACUUACUGAGUCAUGGCAACAGCGCCCGACUGACCCCACUGCGUUAUGACAUGCGGGACCGAAUCACGAGGCUUGGGGAUAUACAGUACAAAAUGGACGAAGAUGGCUUUCUGCACCUACGGGGCAAUGAUGUGUUUGAGUAUAACUCCAAUGGACUCCUCACCAAAGCAUACAACAAGGUUUCUGGAAACAGUGUCCGUUACCGAUACGAUGGCCUCGGUCGACGGCUGGUCAGCCAUUCCAGUACUGGUGAGCACCUUCAGUUCUUUUAUGCCGAUCUUGCCAACCCAACAAGGGUUACCCACAUGUACAACCAUAGCAGCUUGGAAAUUACCUCGUUGUAUUAUGACCUCCAAGGACACCUCAUAGCUAUGGAGCUGAGCAGUGGAGAGGAGUAUUAUGUAGCCUGUGAUAACUCUGGGACUCCAUUAGCAGUUUUCAGCAGCCGAGGACAAAUUGUGAAGGAGAUUCUUUAUACGCCUUAUGGAGACAUAUACCAGGACACCAACCCAACUUUCAGGCUGAUCAUUGGCUUCCAUGGUAGUCUCUAUGAUCCCCUUACUAAACUGGUCCAUCUGGGACGGAAGGACUAUGAUGUAGUGGCUGGCCGUUGGACCACUCCCAACUAUGACUUGUGGACUGAGCUGAGUGCAAAUCCAAAACCUUUCAAUCUGUACUCAUUUAAAAAGAACUGUCCAGCUGGGGACCUACAGGACGUGACUCAGUUCACACAAGACAUUGGUAGUUGGUUGCAAUUGUUUGGCUUCCAGCUUCAUAAUGUGGUACCUGGCUUCCCUAAACCGGAUGUAGAGAACACAGAACAGACUUAUGAACUUAAGAAGACCCAAACCAAAACACAGGACUGGGAUCCCAGUGAGGCGGUCCUGGGCAUACAGUGUGAGCUGCAGAAGCAUCUAAGGACUUUCAUCUCUCUAGAGCGCCUGCCCAUGAACCAGGUCAGUACAUCCAUUGGGCAGUGCCGCAGACAGAUGCCAAGUUUCUCUGCCAUGCCAUCCAUCUUUGGGAAGGGCAUCAAGUUUUCUAUUGUGGAUGAUGUUGUUUCCGCAACUGUCAUUGGAGUAGCCAAGGAAGACAGCAGACGUAUUGCGGCCAUCCUUAACAAUGCUAUCUACCUUACGGGCCUGCAUUUCACAAUUGAUGGCCGGGACACCCACUACUUUGUCAAGCUGGGCCCGUUGGAGGAGGAUCUGGUGACUAUUGGAAACAGUGGUGGUGGGCGUAUCCUGGAGAAUGGCCUCAACAUCACCGUAUCUCAGAUGACAUCAGUUGUUAAUGGUAGGACUAGACGUUUUGCUGACAUCCAGCUGCAGCAUGGUACCCUUUGCUUCAACAUACACUAUGGUGCCACCAAGGAAGAGGAGAAGGCUCAUGUGUUGGAGCUGGCUCGCCAUCGAGCUGUGGGACAGGCAUGGAUUCAGGAACAGAAGAAAGUGCAGGAAGGUGAGGAAGGUUCCAGGGUGUGGACAGCUGGGGAGAAGCAGCAGCUGCUAACCACAGGGAGGGUGCUGGGCUACGACGGUUACUUCAUUCUGUCGGUGGAGCAGUAUCUUGAACUUUCUGACAGUGCCAACAACAUUCAGUUCAUGAGACAGAGUGAAAUUGGAAAGAGGUAACAGUGGUAGCAUACUUUCUUUCUUUCUUUCACCAAAG